AGUAUUUUCUUAAGCGGCAAAUCUCUUCCUACCUACUCUGCGAACCUCUUCUCAAUCCUCACCUCAGUGGCUGCUCCGGCGAAUCGGCCAUGGAAGGCGGCGGGAGCAAGACAUGGCGAUUCGCGUGCCCGAACCCGGCCGUGGCGGCCGCCGGCGAGAAGAGCAUCCAGCGGUACCUCCUCCAGCUGCACGCGUGCCUGGACGAGCGCGGCCCGCGGCCCGUGAUCCCGCUGAGCCACGGCGACCCAUCCUCCUCCCCCUCCUUCCGCACCGCUCCCGAGGCGGUGGAAGCGGUCGUCGCGGCCGUACGAUCCGGCGAGUACAACGGGUACUCGUCACCCACCGUGGCCCUCCCCGCUCGCCGAGCUGUUGCCGAGUAUCUAUCUCGUGAUCUCCCUUACAAGCUUUCCCAUGAUGAUAUUUUCCUCACUUGUGGUGGUACCCAAGCAAUCGAGACUGUGAUGUCUGUUUUUGGUCAACCCGGUGUCAAUAUAUUGCUUCCGAGGCCUGGCUACCCAAAACACGAAGCACAUGCAGUGUUUCAUAGGAUGGAAAUACGGCAUUAUGAUCUUCUUCCAGAGAAAGGAUGGGAGAUUGAUUUGGAAGCUGUGGAAGCUCUUGCAGAUGAGAAUACUGUUGCAAUUAUGAUUACUAAUCCCAAUAACCCUUGUGGUAGUGUGUACACGCACGGACAUUUGGCCAAGAUUGCAGAUAUAGCAAGCAAGCUUGGUAUUUUAGUCAUUUCUGAUGAAGUGUACGGUCACCUUGUCUACGGUAGCACAGCUUUUGUACCAAUGGGUGUUUUUGGAGAGACUGUUCCUGUAAUAACUUUAGGAGCUAUAUCAAAAAGAUGGGCUGUACCUGGCUGGAGGCUUGGUUGGAUAGCAACUUGUGACCCCAAAGGCAUUCUGAGAGAAACCAAGGUUGUUGAUUCCCUCAGAAGUUUCAUAAAUCUAAUAUCAGAUCCUGCAACAUUUCUUCAGGGAGCAAUUCCUCAUAUCAUGAAGAACACAAAUGAUGAUUUCUUCAGCAACAUUGUCAGGCUGUUGAAGGAGACUGCAGAGAUAUGUUAUGAUGGAAUAGAUGAAAUCAAGUGUAUUACUUGUCCCUACAAACCAGAGGGGUCAUUUUUUAUGAUGGUAAAACUGGAUGUCUCACAAUUGCCCGACAUUUCUGACGACGUAGACUUCUGCAGCAAGUUGGUGAAGGAGGAAUCAGUCGUAGUGUUGCCUGGGAAAGCCUUGGGCAUGGAAAACUGGUUGCGCAUCACCUUUGCUACGGAGCCACCAACACUGAAGCAAGGACUCGAAAGGCUCAAGUCCUUUUGCAGGAGACAUCAAUCUCAGGCCAAUUAACAUUCAGGAGUUCUUGGUAACACUGCAUGACAGUUCCUCAAUGUUUGUUGAGGUUACUGCUUACACAUAAUUUCCAAUACACAACAUGCGGAUAAACCCUGAGUCAUCCCCGCAAAAUAGAAUAAAGCUUGCCUCUGUCGAUCAAGUGAGGUACAGAUCCACACCCUAGGACACAAAUCUGGGCGUAGUCUUAAAAAAUGAAAAAGAAUACUGGUUUGCGCCAAUAAUCUGUUAUCAUGUUGUACAUGGUUGCCUUGCUCUAAAAGUCCUUACUAUUAACAUCAUUUACUUGCUAUUAUUUUAAAUUAUGUCUCGUGUCAAUUAUUGGAAUUAAAAUACUACCCUUAAUAUGAUUCAGCA
This is a messenger RNA of Lolium rigidum, 1715 nucleotides long. RefSeq names its product nicotianamine aminotransferase 1-like. Lineage: Eukaryota; Viridiplantae; Streptophyta; Magnoliopsida; Poales; Poaceae. Gene Ontology annotation, molecular function: pyridoxal phosphate binding; transaminase activity. The record is from RefSeq and is a predicted model, not a curated record. The transcript has 7 exons. Gene Ontology annotation, biological process: biosynthetic process; amino acid metabolic process. Bases 90 to 1355 code for a protein of 421 amino acids.